GCCAAUCUUAACAGGUCCUCCUACGCAGUGCAAGUCGCCUCAGAACAAAUCUUUUCCCUCCUACAAUUCCGCAAACUCUUCUCAACCAAUUCAAUUGAUCACGGCAACCAGCAACGCGACAGGGCCUCCUCUGCGCACUAUUCAAUACCACUGCAACACGCUCUACCUGCGAGCACUCGGUUCACUUUGACGCGCCCUGCCGCGACUCCUUUGUCAUUCUAAUCGUCUGUUAUCGAUAACCCAAUCGUCAAAUUUACGGACGCGCCUCGUCGCAUCGCUUCGUCGCCGACAUGGAAGACGUUGCGCCCGAAUUGCAACCGCAACAGAUCGACUCCAAGCUGCGACGCAAUUCGUCAUCAGCUGCCGCCGAUGCUGUCUCGCAGUUGCUCGGAAUGACCGGUGGUCUUCCCGAUGCCAACGGGAGUGACGAUCCAGCACAAGAUCACGGCUCGAUGCAUACCUCGAAUAACCAGCCUGACGCGCAACCCCAAGCGCAACACGCACCACCGCCGCCUCCUCAGCACCCAGUGUCCUACAAUGGCGCAACACCCGCGGCGACGGCAGGCGGCGGGAGCAGUGGCCUCCCUACAUGUCAGAACUGUAGUACAUCUACGACCCCAUUAUGGCGUCGCGACGAGUACGGCAAUGUACUCUGCAAUGCUUGCGGGCUGUUCCUAAAGCUACAUGGUCGGCCGAGGCCGAUAUCCUUGAAAACGGAUGUCAUAAAGAGUCGCAAUCGACUGAAGGGCACGCGCAGCGAUGCGCAUGGCAAGAAAAAGGCGACGCAUCAAAGUAACGCUGCUCCGCGAUCUGCGAAUCUCCAUGGAGAUGGCGCCAACGGAUCCCCUAUCUCUCGAACCGACACGCCGUCCAUGUAUAACAAUCCCUUGCCAUCGUUCAUGAUGGACGAUCCUUAUUCUUCGAACUUUGGGCAAACUGGCGACGGGUCUGGAUCACCAAUGAACGGCGACACGCCACAGACGCACGAGCAGCUCAUCGCAGCCAACUCCAGCCUCAAGACCCGUGUACGCGAGCUCGAACUCAUCAAUGAACUCUUCAGGGGCCGAUUAAGUCAACUGGAGCAACAGGAAGCCGCCGCGCGCAGGGGGCAUGAGGUAGCCGACUCGGAGCAGACCGGACUACGGACGCAACUGGAAGAGAGCCGAGGAAGCGAAGCGCAACUGCUCGCCCAGUUGGAAGAGACCCAUCGGCGGGAGAACAGCCUGAAGAGACGGUUGGACGAGCUGGAACUGGAGCUGAAGGCCGCUACGGCAACGAAGACCGCCCGAGACGCUGAACAAGCCCUUGAAAGCCAGCAUGAUGAGUCUGAACGACCGUCCAAAAAAGCGCGGACCGCCAGUCCUGCGAGAGGCAACGAAUCUAGCUCAGAAGAGGUCACGGUGUCGCUUCCCGCAGAGGAAGAGACUGGUCAGGCCCCCGAGCCCACCAUGAUGGUCGACACCGAUGCAUAGGGCACCUUUGACUGAUAUACCUUGUCAUUGUGGAAGAGACCGGUUGGUGGUAAUAGGAAAAGUAAUACAGCGUGAAUUGGCCUGGCCAGGAAUACCGCAAGGGCAGCUUGAGCCCCGUGCGAGGAAUGAAUUUUAACGAAAUCAAAUGCAUUUUUUGCGC
This is a messenger RNA of Emericellopsis atlantica, 1632 nucleotides long. RefSeq lists its product as uncharacterized. Gene Ontology annotation, biological process: positive regulation of transcription by RNA polymerase II; negative regulation of transcription by RNA polymerase II. The record is from RefSeq and is a predicted model, not a curated record. Bases 291 to 1472 code for a protein of 393 amino acids. Lineage: Eukaryota; Fungi; Ascomycota; Sordariomycetes; Hypocreales; Bionectriaceae. The transcript has 4 exons. Gene Ontology annotation, molecular function: RNA polymerase II cis-regulatory region sequence-specific DNA binding; zinc ion binding; DNA-binding transcription factor activity, RNA polymerase II-specific.